Messenger RNA from Alligator mississippiensis (American alligator), 3114 nucleotides. RefSeq names its product growth factor independent 1 transcriptional repressor (gene GFI1). The coding region runs from base 708 to 1913 and encodes 401 amino acids. NCBI's taxonomy places the organism in Eukaryota, Metazoa, Chordata, Crocodylia, Alligatoridae. Gene Ontology annotation, cellular component: nucleus. The record is from RefSeq and is a predicted model, not a curated record. The transcript is spliced from 6 exons.
GCACCCGGGCGGCCCUGCCCUUCCGACGUGGCAGAGUAAACGCUGGCUCCCAGUGGACGCGGGACAGGACGGGACGGGCCAGUCCGGGAGCGGGUCUCGUUGCGGGCGGCAGGGCUGGGCCCAGCGGCGCCGCCCGGCCGCAGCGGAGGCGCUGAACGAGUGCGGAGCGGGCGCGGGGCGGGCAGCGGCCCCGCAACGAAUUGCCCCGGCUCCCGCCUCCCCCCCUCGAAGCGCGGGCCCCGGGCAGGUGCGGACACACGGGCUGCCCCGCUGCGGGAGCUCUCUGCGGGCUGCCCUGGCUCCUCGCCGCCCGGGGCUGCAGGCACCUCUCGGGGACAGCCCGUCCUGGGGCAGGGGGCAGGGACUCGGGUAACCCCCGCGGGAAGUGCCAGGGCCGCUGUCCCAGGUGGUUACGGAGACACGUCUGAGCCCCCCGGAGGAGGAGGGGCCUGGAUCCGCGCUGGCAACACCUGUCUGAUGGCACCUGGUGCGCGGGGCCGGCUCGUGCUCCCGCCCCGCCCCGGCCCGCCCCCCCCCCGGCCCGGCCCGGUCCGGUCCGGUCCCCCGGGAGCCGCCUGGCCAAUGGUUCGUGCCAUCUCUCCGCAGAUCGCAUCCCGGGCCGGGGCUUUAAAGAGAUUGGGCGGCGAGCGGCAGAGGGACCCGCGACGUGCGCGCCGAGGCCGAGCGUGACCCGAGCAUCCCGCACCAUGCCCAGGUCCUUCCUGGUGAAGAGCAAGAAGGCGCACAGCUACCACCAGCCGCGCUCCCCGGACGAGGACUACGGCCUGCGGCUGCACAGCGUCCUGGCGCACAUCUGCGCAGACGGCCAGAUCGCGGGCGAGGCGGGCCUCCCGGAGCCGGAGCAUCCCCAGGGCCGCUUCUCCCCGGACUCGCACCUCACCGAGGCCGCCGACGGCGCGUCCGAGUCGGCGCCCAGCUGCGAGGGCAGCGUGUGCGACCGGGCCUCGGAGCUGGAGGACUUCUGGAGACCGCCCUCGCCCUCCGCCUCGCCAGCCUCUGAGCGUUCUGUCUGCCCCUCUCUGGAUGAGGCACCGCCAUUCUCUGUACCCUUCAAACCAUAUGCAUGGGGCAGCCUGGGUGGCUCUGAGCUGAGGCAUUUGGUGCAGAGCUACAGGCCCUGCCCAACCCUGGAGCGUACCUCAGCCCUGGGCCUCUUCUGUGAGCGGAGCUCAGAGACUGCCCUCUACAAUGCAGAGCGUGGCUCAGCCCUGGGACUCUAUGGUGACUUCGGUUCCCCUGGGUCAGGACUUUUUGAGCGAUCCGCAGCAGCAGCACCAGGCCUCUAUGCAGAGGCCCAGCCUGGGCUGCAGCAGGAGAAGGGCCCAGGUGGAAUCAAGGUGGAGGCAGAGCUUCUAUGCCGCCCCUUACUCAUCACCACCGGCUCCUACAAGUGCGUCAAGUGCAGCAAGGUCUUUUCUACACCUCAUGGCCUGGAGGUGCAUGUGCGUCGCUCACACAGUGGAACAAGACCCUUCGCCUGUGACAUGUGUGGCAAGACCUUUGGCCAUGCAGUCAGCCUGGAGCAGCACAAGGCUGUGCACUCGCAGGAACGCAGCUUUGAUUGUAAGAUCUGUGGCAAGAGCUUUAAGAGAUCUUCCACCUUGUCUACCCAUCUGCUCAUCCAUUCAGACACGCGCCCCUAUCCCUGUCAGUACUGUGGGAAGCGGUUUCACCAGAAAUCUGACAUGAAGAAACACACCUUCAUUCACACAGGUGAGAAACCCCACAAGUGCCAGGUGUGUGGCAAAGCAUUCAGUCAAAGCUCCAACCUCAUCACCCACAGUCGUAAGCAUACCGGCUUCAAGCCCUUUGGCUGUGAUCUGUGUGGCAAAGGCUUCCAGAGGAAGGUGGAUUUAAGGAGACAUCGGGAGACACAACAUGGUCUGAAAUGAGACCUGCCUACAGUCUCGCAAACACCUACAACACUAUGUGAACAGGCUUCCUCAGCUUUCCUGGUGGCCCUGAGCCCUGCCCUUCGCACAGAUCCUGGCAUUACCUUUCUGGGUAGGAGCUCAGAGACAAAAGGAGAGGACAGGACAGCAGAUUUGAAGUUCAACUGGAAGGACUUGGCUGGGGUUUCUUUCUCUUUCUGUCUCUUCACUCCCUUGCUUUUUUUUUUUUUUAAACACUGGAAAACAAACAUUUCCACCAGAAGCCUGAAACUCCAAAUGUAGAUAAGCUACAAAACAGCUGUGAGCUGGAAGGUUCUUUGCCCAUGGCAAAGAUGAAAUCCCUCAACUCUUUUUUUUUUAAAUAACUUGCAGGGAAAUAUGGGUAAGAGUUUACAUGAUAAAUACACUGAAAAAUCUGGUAAAUAUUAUAAGGACUGCUUGUUCAGGUCAACUUAACUGUUCAAUAGCUUUUUUGGUCAUUUCCUAACUGGACAGCCAGUAGAGGAGGAGUGGGGUUGGACAGUGCAAUCUGACAUCUUGCUACUUUCAGAGCCAAAGUCUCAGCUUGGGCUAGAUUCUGCUCUCACAUAAUAAUGGCAUAAAUCAGGAGUUACACUGCUGGAAAACUAAGGUGAAAAGAGUCAGGCCCCUUCUGCUUUUCUAAACUGUCUAUCUGUUAUCCACGGAAGAGCUGGCUGUAUGACUUUGCUUAUGUAUGUGUGUGUGGAUUGGGAGUUAACUUCUCUCUACGUCCACUAGUGAAGGACUUAACAGAAAAAGCCAAAGCCUUAUUAACUGGAGCUCCUAAGAAUACCUGUUUGUCCCUGAUUGAGAAGGGCAAGACCAAAGGGCCAGACACAAGCUUUCUGUCCAGAAUGACCAUCAUCUUCACCACUCUGGGUUUGAUUAUAAAUAACUGGGAAGUAGCUAACUAGUUACUGAUAGAUUUGUUUGUAUAGUUGGGCUUUUGUAUUUUUUAAUGGUAUUAUAUCUGAGGUGGAUAGGAAUCAGAAAAGUAUAAAUAAUUGAUUUUGCCUUAAAUGAUCCUAUGCAUACCUCAGUGAAAAAAAACCACGUUAUUGUUUUUACUUUGUUGGAAGGAUUGUAAAUGUCUUUAUUUAGGUUUUUUUGGAGUGUCUUAUGUUUAUUGAUAUAUAUUUAUUGGAAUAAUGUUUUAAAUUAAUAAAGUAUUGAAAAUGUU